AUGUCCGACGACGAAAGCGAGCCUUCCUUUCUGGAGGACGGCAGAGUAAAGUUUGUCGAGGAAAAAGUUUGUCACUUUCAGAGACUGCAGCGCCAGACAUGGGAGAAGAGUGCAGUCAAGCAAGAGACUCAGACACUUCUGAAAGACUUCUUUGAAAAGCAAAGUAUCAUAUUUUUCUCCCCAACAGCCAGCGGUUCUCUAAUUGCUUCAAACGAGGGCUCACCUGAGACUCAAAACAAGGAAGUCUAUAUUCUAAAGAAGAGACUUGUCCCCCUCAACUCCGAAAACUGCAGGGAACUUCUGCUUUUUGGCCUCAUGUCUCCAUCACCACUGCCACAGGUGUCACACACAGUUGAACAGGUAUGCUUUCCACUGCUGUCAAACAAGAAAAACCAUCAGAUGUGGCCGAUUGUAAUGUCUGAGGACAUUAUUCGACAUGUUGAAAACAUGUGGAGCAAGACAUCAGUUGUCCGGGGCCAGAUUUUAGGGAAAACUGUCCUUCCUAUUCCACCAGCAACAGCUUGGAUGGAGAAUUCUUGUGGUACCAUCAAAAUAUAUGAUAGCUAUGACAGGACAGUUGCCCACGCCAUUGAGUCCCAGGUUAUUAGCUGGACCAACCUGAUUCAAAAGGUUUUAAAGGAGGAUUCAGGAGAGCUGCUCAUGAAGGGCUUUAAUCCGGGGCCCGCUGCAGAGUUCAACUUCUGGGCCUCCAGGAAGAGCAACAUACAGAGCAUUUAUCAGCAGCUUCAGAGUCCCGUUGUCGAGAAGAUGGUGAACGUUUUGGAGAUAAUGGACAGCAGUUACCAUCCAACAAUCGCAACUCUGAUUGGGAAUGUAUUGGAUGCUCUACAAGAGGCCAAGGACAUCGACCUCUAUCUACAGCCACUGCAUGCACAACUGUCUCACCUGGAAAAGAAAGGAUUUCCCUGUGCUGAGCCAUUCAUCCCUGCACUCUUCCACAUGCUCUCUCUUAUCUGGACCCACUGCUCAUCUUAUCAAAAGCCAGCACGUAUUGUUGUGCUCCUCCAGGAACUUUGCAAUCUGCUCAUUGAACAGGCUUCUGAUUACCUCAUAGCAGAUCUUUUACUCAGAGAGGAUGCAGAGGAAGGUCUACAAAGGAUAAAAAGGGUGGUCAGAGUCUUCAAAUGUUUCAGGGAGAGUUACCACACCCAGAGGGAGAAGUUGGCCAGCAAAGUGAAACAUGCACCCUGGGAUUUCCCAUCUGCUAUGGUUUUCACACGUUUCAACCAGUUCCUUAAUCGUAUGCUACAGCUGGAGGACUUGUUUGAAAUUAUGCUUGACUUUGAGCGGCUGGAGAAACUGGAAUUUGGUGGACCCAAAGGCAAAAUCUAUAGUGAGCAGGUUGCUGAGAUGUACAGGGAGUUCAGUGAUCACUGCCGCGUGUUAAAGCACAGUGAAAGCAACCUACUUGACUGCAACUCACAGGACUUUGAAAAAGAGUAUAAGGAUUUCAAAGUGAAGAUUGCAGACAUUGAAUGCCGCCUCUCCACCGUUCUUUGCUUGGCCUUCAAGGAUUGCUCUGGAUUGGAAUCAGCAUUCAAACUCUUGGCUAUUUUUGAACCUUUCCUGGAGAGAAGACAAAUCAGGCAGAUAUUCAAUCCCAACUUCCUUGUCCUGCAGCAACAUUUUCAAGAAGAGCUGGAGAAAUGCAAAUCUCUGUAUAAAUCUCAGCUCAUUCAGAUGGAGAGUGGCCUGACUAAGAACAUGGCUCACACAUCUGGAGCUCUGAAGUGGGCAAAAAUGCUCAGGGAGCGCAUUCAAACCCCAUGGGAUAAAUUCAGGUUUCUGUUUGGCAUGCCUAUGGAGGCUGCAGAGAUGGUCCAAGAGUACAACAUGUGCAUGAAGAUGUUGACUCUACUGAAUCACUAUGAGGAGGACAUUUACUCUGAGUGGCGUAACGGGCUGGAGCAGGUCUGCUGGUUCAACCUGAACCAGCCACUCAUCUCAAGAAAUAUUUCAUCUGGUCUAAUUUCAGUCAACUUCAAUUCAAAGCUGACUGAAGUCUUGAAAGAUGUGAAGUAUAUCCAAACUCUCAAUCAGAUCAGAAUCCCUGCAGCUGCAAUGGCUGUAUUUCAGAAGAAUGAUAUGUUCACCAAGUAUGUGAGCAGUCUGCAGUUGAUAGUUCAAUGGUACAACAAGCUGAAGCAGACUGUGUUAGAAGUGGAAUUCCCUCUCAUCAGAAGUGAGCUGGUGUCUGUAGAUCUGCAGCUGACAAGGGCAGAGACUGACCUGACAUGGCAGGACCCAGACUGCUGGAGCUUCAUCAGCAACACCAAAGACCUGGUCCACAACCUUAUGUGGCGAGUCCAGAGAACCAAGGACAACUGUGAAGCUAUUCAGUCACUGAUGAAGGGGUGGAGCAAACAGGUCAUGUUUUGCAGAAAGGACAACAAGAAAGGCUCACUUAUAUCGCUGGAUGACAAGAGAGACUGUGUCAACACGAAAUACAGCUCCAUACAAGUAGAUGGAGACUUGAUACACAAGCUGGUACAGGAGAACAUGAUCCUUUUCCACGCUGAGCCUGAUUCAGAAGCAUGGCAGUCCUACCUGGAGUACGUGGAUGAGAUGGUGGUGGAGGGGCUCUUCGGUUUUAUCAGCCGCUCUCUGGAGUUCUUUGUGGAGAACAUGGAGCCAGGGUCAUGCCGGGCUCCUCUGUUUGAGACUCACCUGCUGCUCAAUGACUCAGUUAUGACCUUCCUUCCCUCACUGGAGCGAGAUGCAGGGGACGGCCUCUAUGAGCUGAUAGAGGGACUGGUAGGAGACAUCUUCAAGACAUCGGUGCAUGUUACCAGGGUAGCUGCUCAUCUGAACAUGGAGAGCUUUCAGGAUAUGAUGGAUGACAUGCUGGAUUUGCUGGACCUCAGACAGGACAUAAUGGAGCGAGUGGACAACGUCCUCAAGAAAGCGCUAAAUUACCAGAGAAUGUUUGACUGUUACACCCAUCUAUGGCUAGACGACAGGGCUGAGUUUCUCAGUCAGUUUCUCCUAUAUGGACGGGUACUAACAAGUGAAGAGAUGGAGAUGUAUGGAGGAGAUGUGCUCCCUGAGAGCCCCCCUACAAUUGAUAACUUCAAAGAGCAGAUUGAUAAUUAUGAGGGCCUGUAUACAGAAGUUUCUAAGCUUGAAGACUUCAGAGUAUUUGAUGGAUGGUUCCGUGUGGACAUCAAGCACUUCAAAGUCAGUCUUCUUAACACUAUAAAAAAGUGGAGUUGGCUGUUCAAGGAGCAUCUCAUGACUUAUGUGACGAACAGUCUUGAUGGUUUGGAGGAGUUUGUCCGAGCCACAUUUGAAGGGCUUGGCCAGCCUGUGUCUAAAGGAGAUCACCAAGGCUUGGUGGAAGUUAUGAGUCACCUGCUGGCAGUAAGAGACAGGCAAGUGGCCACAGACAGCAUGUUUGAACCUCUCAAGGACACAGUUGUCCUGCUGGAACGAUAUGGAGAGACAAUACCAGACCGGGUCUACUCUCAGCUGGAGGAACUCCCUGAAAAAUGGAUGGAGGCUAAGAAACUGGUCUUAUCGGUGAGGCAUGAGGUGGCACCUAUGCAAAAUGAGGAAGUGAUGGUUUUGCGAAGACAGUGCAUGGCGUUUGAGGUGAAACAAAGUAAUUUCAGGGAGGUGUUCAGAACAGAGGCACCCUUCAUUUACACAGCAGUGCAUCCGUACAUCAGUCUGGAGAAAUCUGAAAGAACAAUCAGAGCUUUGGAGAAAGAGGUUGAAGAACUGCAGGAGUCCACAAAUUUGUUUGAUGUUACUAUACCUGACUACCGGGAGAUCAAACUCUGCAGACGAGAAAUCACUGUCCUUAAAGAACUCUGGGACAUUGUUGUAUAUGUGCAGAGCAGUGUGGAAAACUGGACAAUGACCAAAUGGAGGCAGAUAAACGUGGACCAGAUGGAUGCAGCAUUGAGGAGGUUUGCCAAGGACAUACGGAAGCUUGACAAAGAGGCCCGCAUGUGGGAUGUGUAUUCUGGGUUAGACCGUUAUGUGAAGAACCUGUUGACGUCACUGCGGGCUGUGAGUCAGCUACAGAACCUGGCAAUACGAGAGCGACACUGGGUGCAGCUAAUCAGAAUAACCAAGAUGGACUUCACUAUGACUGAUAGUACUACCUUAGGUGACCUCCUGGCUCUGCAGCUCCACUUGUUUGAAGAGGAAGUUCGCAACAUAGUGGAUAAGGCAGUCAAAGAAAUGGCCAUAGAGAAGGUUAUAACAGGAAUAAGUCAGACAUGGGCAUCAGUGGAGCUUUCAUAUGAAGAUCAUCACCGGACUUCUGUGCCUCUGCUUAAAUGUGAUGAGGAACUCAUCGAAACUCUUGAGGAUCAUCAGGUUCAGCUUCAGGGCAUCUAUCAGAGUAAACAUGUAGACCACUUCCUGCUCCAGGUGUUAGAGCUACAGAAACAGCUGACUGUGGCUGACUCCGUGCUGAUGAUCUGGAUGGAGGUCCAGAGGACCUGGGCCUACUUGGAGAGCAUCUUCAUAGGCUGUGAUGACAUCUGCCACCAGCUGCCUGCAGAUACACACAGAUUCCAAGCUAUUGAUGCUAAAUUCAAGGAAUUAAUGUUGGACAGUGCUAAGACUAAAAAUGUCAUUGAGGCCACCAACAAACCUCAUUUGUAUCAGCAGCUAGAGGAUCUACAAAAGAGGCUGGCUCUGUGUGAAAAAGCUCUCGCUGAAUACCUGGAGACAAAGAGACUUGCCUUUCCACGUUUCUACUUUAUUUCAUCAGCAGACUUGCUGGACAUCCUCUCCAAAGGGAGUCGUCCCAGAGAGGUCACUUGUCACCUUUCAAAAUUAUUUGACAGCAUGUCAGCUCUAGAGUUUGUCAGUGAUGAGCAGGUGGAUACUUUCUCUAAAACUGCAGUGGGCAUGUACAGCAAAGAGAAAGAAUAUGUCCCAUUCCAGAGUGGUUGUUCCUGUACUGGGCCGGUGGAGGAGUGGCUGACCUGCCUGGAGAGCACUAUGCGGGAAUGCGUGAGGGGGUACCUGUCUGAGGCUCUGUCAGUGUACGAGGACAGGCCCAGGGAGCAGUGGGUUCUGGACUUCCCUGCCCAGGUGGCCCUCACUGGAUCCCAGAUCUGGUGGAGCAAUGACAUGGAUCUUGUGUUUCAAAGAGUGGAAGAAGGCUUUGAUUCUGCGCUAAAAGACUACAAUAAGAAACAGAUUGCUCAGCUGAACUCAUUGAUCAACAUGCUGCUGGGGGAGCUGAGCUCAGGAGACAGACAGAAGAUCAUGACCAUAUGCACAAUUGAUGUCCAUGCUAGAGAUGUUGUGGCCAACCUCAUUGCUCAGAAGGUCACCAGCUCACAGGCCUUCCAGUGGCUUUCUCAGCUGCGACAUCACUGGGAUGAGAAGCAGCACCACUGCUUUGUUAACAUCUGUGAUGCUCAUUUCCUUUACUUAUAUGAGUACCUUGGAAAUACACCACGUUUGGUCAUCACUCCACUCACAGAUCGGUGCUACAUCACUUUGACUCAGUCUCUCCACCUGACCAUGAGUGGAGCCCCAGCAGGUCCUGCAGGAACAGGGAAGACUGAGACUACAAAGGAUCUUGGCAGAGCAUUGGGUGUCAUGGUGUAUGUCUUCAACUGUUCAGAGCAGAUGGACUACAAGUCAAUUGGAAAUAUCUACAAGGGUCUGGCCCAGACUGGAGCUUGGGGUUGCUUUGAUGAGUUCAACCGCAUUUCUGUGGAUGUUCUGUCAGUAGUGGCAGUGCAGGUGAAAACCAUACAGGAUGCCAUUCGCAAUAAGAAAAAAAGGUUCCUCUUCUUAGACAAGGACAUUGCCUUGAAACCCUCAGUGGGGAUUUUCAUCACUAUGAACCCUGGCUAUGCCGGCAGGACAGAGCUACCUGAGAACCUUAAGGCUCUUUUCAGACCCUGUGCCAUGGUGGUCCCUGACAUUGAGCUCAUUUGUGAAAUCAUGCUGGUGGCAGAGGGCUUCCUCUAUGCUAAGAGCUUAGCCAGGAAGUUCAUCACCCUCUACACUCUCUGUAAAGAACUGCUCUCAAAGCAGGACCACUAUGACUGGGGUUUGCGUGCUGUCAAGUCUGUUUUGGUUGUGGCAGGAGCCCUGAGAAGAAGAGACAAGGCGAGACCAGAGGAUCAGGUGCUGAUGCGUGCUCUGAGGGACUUCAACACGCCUAAGAUUGUCACUGAGGAUGUGACUAUCUUCUUGGGCCUGCUAGGUGACCUGUUCCCAGGCCUGGAUGUUGAGAGGGAGAGAGACUCUGAAUUUGAAAAGGCCAUCAGAAAGAACACUCUGGAGCUUCAGCUUCAGCCUGAAGAAACAUUCAUCCUAAAGGUGGUGCAGUUGGAGGAGCUCAUGGCAGUGCGUCAUUCUGUCUUUGUUGUUGGAAAUGCUGGGACUGGGAAGAGCCAGAUAUUGAGAAUUCUUCAUAAAACCUAUGCAACCUUGAAGAGGAAGCCUGUUUGGAAUGACCUGAAUCCAAAGGCUGUUGACAUAGAUGAAUUGUUUGGCUUCAUCCAUCCUGCAACUCGCGAGUGGAAAGAUGGGUUGUUAUCAUCGCUGAUGCGGGAGCAGGCAAACAUCUCCCACUCAGGACCUAAGUGGAUUGUGUUGGAUGGAGACAUUGAUCCGAUGUGGAUUGAAUCACUCAACACAGUGAUGGAUGACAAUAAGGUCCUGACUCUGGCUAGUAAUGAGCGUGUGCCUCUCUCCUCAUCCAUGAGAUUGGUGUUUGAAAUCAGUCACCUGAGGACAGCUACUCCUGCUACUGUGUCAAGAGCGGGAAUUCUUUAUGUCAACCCCCAAGAUCUGGGCUGGAACCCGUAUGUUGCCAGCUGGAUUGACACACGAACAUGUCAGACAGAAAGAGCCCACCUUACCAUCCUGUUUGAAAAGUAUGUUCCAAGUUGCAUAGAGCAGAUGAGAAACACUUUCAAGACGAUCACUCCCAUCCCAGAGAACUCUAUGGUGCAGACUCUCUGUGCUUUGCUGGACUGCCUGCUAACACCAGACAAUAUCCCAUCUGAGUCUCCCCGUGAGCUAUACGAGACCUACUUCACUUUUGCAUGCAUCUGGGCUUUUGGUGGGGCCUUGUAUCAAGAUCAGCUUUACGAUUACAGAGUAAAGUUCAGCCAGUGGUGGACCAAGGAAAUGAAGGCAGUGAAGCUACCAGCACAGGGGACAGUGUUUGACUACUACCUGGACCCUCUGACCAAACGCUUCCUGCCCUGGAGCGACACUGUGCCGCCUUUUGAAGCAAAUUGCGAUACACCGUUACAUGCUGUUCUUGUACACACAGCAGAGACUGUGCGUCUCAGGUACUUCAUGGACUUGUUGCUAGAGAAGGGACAGGCAAUAAUGCUUGUGGGGAAUGCUGGAGUGGGAAAGACUGCGCUUGUCAGGCACAAGUUAGACUGUCUACCAGAAAGUUACAUGACUACGAAAGUACCCUUCAACUACUAUACCACCUCCCUCAUGCUACAAAUGGCUCUAGAGCAACCAUUAGAGAAGAGAGCAGGCAGGAACUAUUCCCCUUUAGGCAACAGAAGGCUGGUGUACUUCAUAGAUGACUUGAACAUGCCAGCUGUGGACAGUUAUGGAACAGUGCAGCCGCAUACACUCAUACGCCAACAUCUGGAUUAUAACCACUGGUACGACAGACAGAAAUUGUGCUUAAAGGAAAUACAUAACACUCAGUAUGUUGUGUGUAUGAAUCCAACUGCUGGGAGCUUCAACAUCAACCCUAGACUUCAGAGGCAUUUCUCAGUGUUUGCGGUGAACUUCCCCUCAGCGGAAGCCCAGACGUCCAUCUACGGUCAGAUACUGACUGGCCACCUGAAGCAGCAGCUUUUCAGUCCAGCUGUUCAGAGGAGUGCCCCUGUUGUGGUCCAGGCUGCCAUAGCUCUUCACCACAAGAUGGUUCACAACUUCCUGCCCACUGCUGUCAGAUUUCACUACAUAUUCAAUCUCCGAGACCUAUCUAACGUCUUCCAGGGUCUUCUCUUUGCUGGACCUGAGAGUGUGAAAGAGAGCAUUGACCUGGUGCUGCUGUGGCUCCACGAAUCCUGCAGAGUUUACUCAGAUAGACUGGUCAAUGUGAGGGACCUGCAGCUCUUCCACAAGCUGCAGAUGGAGACUGUGCAUGACUGCUUUGAGGGAGUGGAAGAGGAGCAGGUGACAAAGGAGCCCCUCCUCUACUGCCACUUCAUCCAGGGAGGCGAGGAAGGGUCCUAUACACCUGUCACAAACUGGUCUGUGCUCAGGACCAUCCUUACUGAUGCUCUGGAGAGUUACAAUGAGCUCAACGCAGCUAUGAACCUGGUGCUGUUUGAAGAUGCCAUGCAACAUGUCUGUAGAAUCAGUCGAAUCCUGGAGUCUCCACGAGGUCACGGCUUGCUGGUUGGCGUCGGGGGUAGUGGGAAGCAGAGUCUGACCCGUCUGGCUGCCUACAUCUCCUCUGUGGAGGUCUUCCAAAUCACGCUGAGUAAGGGUUACAGCGUUCAUGACCUGAAGGUGGAUCUGGCAGGCUUGUUCCUUAAGACUGGAGUGAAGAACCAACGCAUUGCUCUGCUGCUGACUGAUGCACAGAUACAUGAUGAACGGUUUCUGGUCAUUAUUAACGACUUACUAGCAUCAGGUGAAAUUGCUGAGCUCUUCAGCGAGGAGGAAAUUGAAGGUAUUGUGGCUGGUGUAAGGGCUGAUGUCCGAUCAUUGGGACUGCUGGACAACAGGGAGAACUGCUGGAGGUUCUUCAUUGACAGAGUCCAACUGCAGCUCAAGGUGAUGCUGUGUUUGUCUCCUGUGGGCAGUACCCUUCGUGUUAGAGCCAGUCGGUUUCCUGCCCUGGUCAAUUGCACCACCAUCAACUGGUUCCAUGCUUGGAGCUCAGAGGCCCUGCAGUCAGUCAGCCACAGGUUCAUCCAAGAGAUUGAAGGCAUUGAGCCUGCUGUCCAGGAAUCCAUCAGUCUUUUCAUGGCCUAUGUUCACACCAGUGUCAACCAGGCAAGUGAAAAAUACCAGCGCAAUGAGAAGAGGUACAAUUACACCACCCCCAAGAGCUUUCUCCAGCAAAUCACCCUGUACAGGAACCUUCUGGGGAAGAGUCGGGCUCAGCUCCAGCACAAGAUGAACCGGCUUGACAGCGGACUUCAGAAGCUCCAAACCACUGCCGCUCAGGUUGAGGAUCUUAAAGCCAAACUAGCCUUCCAAGAAACUGAGUUGACCCUUAAAAACCAGAAUAUUGAAGCUCUAAUUGCAAAGAUUGGACUACAGGCGGAGAGGGUCAGUCGCAAAAGAGAGACUGCGGAUGUGGAGGCACAAAAGGUUGCUCUCAUCCAGACAGAAGUUUCAGUGAAAAAGAAGGACUGUGAGGAAGACCUUGCCAAGGCAGAACCAUCACUGGCAGCUGCCACAGCAGCACUGGAUACGCUCAACAAGGUGAAUCUGACGGAGCUGAAGACCUUUCCCAACCCUCCAGCGGCAGUGAUCAAUGUGGCAGCAGCUGUGAUGGUCCUGCUUGCUCCCCGUGGCCGAGUGCCCAAGGAGCGGAGCUGGAAGGCGGCGCGGGCCUUCAUGGGCAAGGUGGAUGACUUCCUGCAGGCCUUGGUAUCGUAUGACAAGGAGCACAUCCCUGAGUCCUGUCUGAGUGUGGUGAAGCAGGAGUAUCUGAGAAAUCCAGAAUUUCACCCUGAUCUAGUCAGAACCAAGUCUACAGCUGCAGCAGGACUGUGUGCCUGGACCAUUAACAUCGUCAGAUAUUAUGAGGUAUAUUGUGAUGUCACUCCUAAGAGGCAAGCAUUAUCACAAGCUAAUGCAGAACUGGAAACAGCAACUGCCAAACUGCUGGCAGUUCAGAAGAAAUUGAUGGAUCUGGAUGCCAGCCUCAAGAAUCUUACAGCUCAGUUUGAAAGAGCUACAGCUGAGAAAAUCAGCUGUCAGGAGAAGGUGACCCGCACCAACCAGACCAUAGAGCUAGCCAACCGACUGGUCAAGGGCUUGGAGUCAGAGAAGGCACGCUGGUCUCAAGCAGUGGUUCAGUAUGAGGAGCAACAGAAAACCCUGUGUGGGGAUGUGCUCCUCACUUCAGCUUUUGUGUCGUACAUGGGUUACUUCCCCAGGCAAUACCGCAUGGAUCUCCUCAACAGUGUGUGGAUCCCUUUCCUUCAGUCUCAACAGGGCCCCAUACCCCUGACAGACGGCCUGGACCCUGUCCUCAUGCUUACAGAUGAUGCCACUGUGGCUGCCUGGCAUAACCAGGGCUUGCCAAAUGAUAGGAUGUCCACCGAGAACGCUGCCAUCCUGACCACCAGUGAGCGUUGGCCACUCAUCAUCGACCCACAGCAGCAGGGCAUCAAGUGGAUCCGAAACCGGUGGGGGUCAGAGCUAAGGGUGGUGCAGCUCGGGCAAAAAGGGUAUCUAGAUGUGAUUGAAAAAGCCCUAGCCUGUGGUGAGACAGUUCUGAUCGAGAAUAUGGAGGAGAAGGUUGGUCCAGUCCUGGAUCCUCUCUUGGGCAGAAACACUAUCAAAAGAGGAAGGUACAUUCGUCUUGGGGGUAAAGAGUGUGAAUACAACAGUAACUUCCAACUCAUUCUCCACACCAAGCUGGCCAAUCCCCAUUUCCCUCCUGAGCUCCAGGCCCAGACAACCCUCAUCAACUUCACAGUGACACCUGACGGCCUAGAGGAGCAACUUCUGGGACAUGUAGUGACCUGGGAGAGGCCUGACCUGGAAGCCCUAAAGCUGGAACUCACCACACAGCAGAACCACUUCAAGAUUGAGCUCAAGAGUUUGGAAGAUGAGCUGUUGAGUCGCCUUUCUGCAGCCCAUGGUAAUUUUCUGGGUGAUAUUUCCCUCGUGGAACAACUUGAGAGCACAAAGACCACAGCCGCUCACAUUCAUUACAAGGUGGUGGAGGCCAGGGAGAACGAGACAAAGAUCAACGAGGCUCGAGAACUAUACCGCCCCGCAGCUGAGAGAGCGUCACUCCUCUUCUUCAUCGUCAAUGACCUCAGCAAGAUUAACCCCAUGUACCAGUUUUCGCUCAAGACCUUUAACACAGUGUUUAAGAAAGCAAUGAAGCAAGCAGAGUGGGAUGAGGAUGUGAGGGCCAGAGUGCACACCCUAACUGAGGCCAUCACCUAUUCAGUAUUCCUGUACACCAGCCAGGGCCUGUUUGAGAGAGACAAGUUAACCUUCUUGUCACACACCGCCUUCCAGGUUUUGCUCAAACAGAACAAGAUUGAUGCUCAGGAAUUUGACUUCCUGCUGCGUUUCCCUGUGGAGCUGAGCAAAGUUAGCCCUUUGUCCUUCCUUUCUUCACAAGCCUGGGGAGCCAUUAAGACAAUUUCUGCAAUGGAUGAGUUCAGUGGGCUGGACAAAGACAUGGAGAGCUCGCCAAAGCGCUGGAGGAAGAUAAUUGAAUCUCAGUGUCCUGAACAGGAGAGGCUUCCCCAGGACUGGAAGAAUAAGAGCCCCCUCCAAAAGCUAAUCAUACUGAGAGCACUCCGCCCAGACAGGAUGACCUAUAUACUUAGGAAUUUUGUGCAGGAGAGCAUGGGGAAAAAAUAUGUGGAGGCCGCAGGGCUGGAAUUUGAGAAGUCUUUUGAGGAUAGUGGCCCAUCAACCCCUGUGUUCUUCAUCCUCUCACCUGGAGUGGACCCACUGAAACAUGUGGAGAAACAAGGAUUCAAGCUGGGAUUCUCCAUUGACCAGGGCACUGUACACAACGUGUCUCUGGGCCAGGGUCAAGAGGAGGUAGCUGAAAGGGUUUUGAGGAAUGCCUCUCAACUCGGACACUGGGUCAUUCUACAGAACAUACAUCUGGUGGCUCGCUGGCUGCCCUCCCUAGAUGCUCUUCUGGAGACAACCGGGGUGAACAGUCACCCGGACUACAGGGUCUUCAUCAGUGGGGAGCCACCAGCAAGCCCCGAUCAGCACGUUAUCCCUAGAGGCAUACUGGAGAAUGCUAUCAAAAUCACCAGCGAGCCGCCAACUGGCAUGAACGCCAGUCUGCAUGCAGCCCUCCACAACUUCAGUCAGGACACAUUGGAGAUGUGCUGCAGGGAACAGGAAUUCAACUCCAUGUUAUUCUCCCUCUGCUUCUUUCAUGCAUGUGUUACUGAGCGCCGUAAAUUUGGCCCCCAGGGCUGGAACCGUAACUACCCCUUCAACACUGGAGACCUCACCAUCUCAGCCAAUGUCUUGUCCAACUACUUGGAGGCCAACACCAAAGUGCCUUGGGAGGACUUGUGCUACCUUUUCGGGGAGAUCAUGUAUGGAGGUCACAUUACAGAUGACUGGGACAGGAGACUGUGCCAAACUUAUCUACAAGAGUACAUGCAUCCAAAAAUGUUUGAAGGGGAGCACUUCCUAUGUCUUGGGUUCCUGGCUCCUCCAUUCAUGGACUAUGGUGGUUAUCACAGUUAUAUUGACAACCACCUCCCGUCUGAGAGCCCCGUUCUCUACGGUCUGCAUCCAAAUGCCGAGUUGGAGUUCCUCACUGUCACCUCAGACAGCCUCUUCAGGACUCUGCUGGAACUGCAGCCCCGGGACUCCUCCAGGGGAGAGGGGCCAUCUCAGAGCACAGAGGAGAAGGUCAAGUCUGUCCUUGAUGAUUUCUUGGAGAAGCUUCCUGAAGAGUAUAACAUGGCAGAGAUAAUGGCAAAGUCAGCAGAGCGCAGUCCCUAUAUCUUAGUCUGCUUCCAGGAGUGUGAACGCAUGAAUGUUCUGCUAGCAGAAAUGAGAAAGUCGCUGGAAGAGUUGGACCUCAGCCUGAAGGGAGAGCUCACUAUCUCCUCCAGUAUGGAGAUCCUGCAGACAGCUCUGUUCAACAAUUCUGUUCCAGACUCCUGGGCCAGACUGGCUUAUCCCUCCACUAAAACACUCGCACAAUGGUUUAGUGAUCUAAUGUGUAGCUGUCGUGAGCUGGACAGCUGGACUCAGGAUCUUGUUCUACCAGCAGUUGUCUGGCUGUCAGGGCUCUUCAACCCUCAGUCCUUCCUCACUGCUGUGCUUCAAAGCAUCGCUCGCAAGAACCAGUGGCCACUUGAUAAGGUGACACUGACUGUGGAUGUUACCAAGAAGACUAAGGAGGACUUUGGUCAUCCGCCGCGGGAGGGCGCCUACAUCCAUGGACUCUUACUGGAAGGAGCACGCUGGGACACCCAGUGUGGAAUCAUUUCAGAGGCUGUUUUGAGGGAGCUGGCCCCACCCAUGCCAGUGCUUUAUGUCCGCGCUGUUCCUGUGGAGCAGCAGGAGCUCCGGAACACUUAUGAGUGUCCAGUGUACCGCACUAAGCUGCGUGGGUCCACCUAUGUUUGGACCCUGCACCUCAGAACCAAGCAGCCUCCUGCCAAGUGGAUUAUGGGUGGAGUGGCACUGCUGCUGUCUGUAUGA
Myripristis murdjan (pinecone soldierfish) is the source of this 13380-nucleotide messenger RNA. Its product is annotated as dynein heavy chain 11, axonemal. Gene Ontology annotation, molecular function: ATP binding; minus-end-directed microtubule motor activity; dynein light intermediate chain binding. The coding region runs from base 1 to 13380 and encodes 4459 amino acids. Gene Ontology annotation, biological process: microtubule-based movement. The record is from RefSeq and is a predicted model, not a curated record. The transcript is spliced from 82 exons. NCBI's taxonomy places the organism in Eukaryota, Metazoa, Chordata, Actinopteri, Holocentriformes, Holocentridae. Gene Ontology annotation, cellular component: dynein complex.